Messenger RNA from Camponotus floridanus (Florida carpenter ant), 637 nucleotides. RefSeq names its product RING-box protein 1A (gene Roc1a). The coding region runs from base 80 to 439 and encodes 119 amino acids. Gene Ontology annotation, cellular component: cullin-RING ubiquitin ligase complex; nucleus. The transcript has 5 exons. Gene Ontology annotation, molecular function: cullin family protein binding; ubiquitin protein ligase activity; zinc ion binding. The record is from RefSeq and is a predicted model, not a curated record. NCBI's taxonomy places the organism in Eukaryota, Metazoa, Arthropoda, Insecta, Hymenoptera, Formicidae. Gene Ontology annotation, biological process: protein ubiquitination; ubiquitin-dependent protein catabolic process.
UACAUAUAUAUGUGCUUGUGCUAUUGUACCUACCGCGCAUACGCGAAGAAUCCUACGUCCAACAUAACCGAUUCGGCCUAUGCUCCAAAAUUUAAAUAUGGCGACAACCAUGGAAAUCGACGAUGAUGAGAGUGAUUUGCCAACCUCCAGCAGUGGAAAAGGCGAGAAAAAGCGUUUCGAAGUGAAAAAGUGGAAUGCAGUGGCAUUAUGGGCCUGGGAUAUCGUUGUGGACAAUUGUGCUAUAUGUCGUAAUCAUAUUAUGGAUCUCUGCAUUGAAUGUCAAGCAAACCAGGCAUCUGCCACAAGCGAAGAAUGUACAGUGGCCUGGGGUGUAUGCAACCAUGCCUUUCAUUUCCAUUGCAUCUCACGUUGGUUGAAAACACGACAAGUCUGUCCACUUGAUAAUCGUGAAUGGGAAUUUCAGAAAUAUGGUCAUUAAUUGGAUGUAUUCAGCUACGCAAAGUCAACUUUUUCAGCAUUUCACGUUAAAUAUAAUUUUCAAUUGUAUAUUAUAGAAAAUUAUUUUUUCAUAUAACAAAUGUAAUAAGAAAAAGGAAAGCAAACUUAAAUACGAAAGAAAAAACACAUGCAUAAUCGAAUUAUCAUUUUUUUUAUCAGACAAAAAUUUAAUCGACGA